Messenger RNA from Strongyloides ratti, 1212 nucleotides. Its product is annotated as Astacin-like metalloendopeptidase. The transcript has 2 exons. Gene Ontology annotation, biological process: proteolysis. The record is from RefSeq and is a predicted model, not a curated record. The coding region runs from base 1 to 1212 and encodes 403 amino acids. Lineage: Eukaryota; Metazoa; Nematoda; Chromadorea; Rhabditida; Strongyloididae. Gene Ontology annotation, molecular function: zinc ion binding; metalloendopeptidase activity.
AUGAUUUAUGUUUUUUUAUUUAUAAUUUUAUUAAAUAAUUAUUUUACCUUUGAAGAUUAUAUAACAAAAAAAAAUUUUAAAAGAUCUGUAGACCAAAUAAAUAAUUUUGUACUAAAUUUUCCAGAAAUAUCUGAUUCAAAAAUAGAUAUUAGAAAAAAAAGAAAAAUUAUAACGACUAAAAAUUCUAAAUGGCCAUUAACAAUAUAUUAUUACUACGAGUCACGUAUAAAUUCUGUUGCCUUUGAAAAUGUAGAAAAAAUUAUUGAAAAAGUAACAUGUAUAAAAUUAUAUAAAAGUAGAACUAAUAGAUUUUUUUUACCAGGAAUUCGCUAUAAAUAUACAGGAAAUUGUUCAAGUGCAAUAGGAAACAUAUAUAAAAACGAAUGGCAAGAUAUAGAAAUUGGACCAAGAUGUAAUAAUUUUGAAGGAAUUUUACAUGAAACAUUACAUGCAUUAGGAUUAUAUCAUGAACAAUGUCGAUUUGAUAGAGAUUUUUUUGUAAAAAUAUAUAAAGAAAAUAUGUUACAAAAUGAGACUGCAAGUUGUGUAAAACACACGGCAUAUGAAGGUUUUCAUUAUCAUUUAUCAUAUGAUUAUGGAUCAAUAAUGCAUGCUGCUGUAAAUGCAUUUGCUAUAGGUAAUAGAAAAACAAUAAUACCAACUGAUCCUUUUUAUGAAGGAACUAUGGGACAAACUCAAAGACUUUCUUUUAAUGAUAUUAAAGUUUUAAAUUUACACUAUUGUGCUCAUCCUAAUUGUCCAUUUAAAAGACUUUGUUAUAAUUACGGAUACCAAGAUCCUCACCAUUGUCAUUUAUGUAAAUGUAUUGAAGGAUUUUGGGGUACACGAUGUGAAAAGUUUAGAAAGAAUCAAAGAAAUUGUUGGAAAACAAUAGUACUUCCAGACCGUAUGCCUAGAUUGUUUUCAAUAACUGGAAUAAAAAAAUGUGAUAUACAUUUUGUAGUAAACAAAACUAGUAGAAUUAAAUUUAAUAUUCUAAAAGCGUAUAUGUUUCCCAACACUUACCCAACAUGUCAAUAUGAAAACACUAUAGAAGUAAAAUAUUGGAUGGAUAAAUCUGUAACAGGAGCAAGAUUUUGUCAUCAAACAGAAAAUAAAACAAUUUUAUCACAUAACAAUCAUAUAAUUUUUCAUUACAGAAGUACACAAAAAAUCAAUUUUGCUAAAAUAUUUUAUCUUGAAAUAUAUUAA